Molecule: messenger RNA, 1564 nt
Organism: Vombatus ursinus (common wombat)
Lineage: Eukaryota; Metazoa; Chordata; Mammalia; Diprotodontia; Vombatidae
Gene: ZDHHC12
Product: zinc finger DHHC-type containing 12
Exons: 5
Coding region: 14-826 (270 amino acids)
Biological process (GO): protein targeting to membrane; peptidyl-L-cysteine S-palmitoylation
Cellular component (GO): endoplasmic reticulum; Golgi apparatus
Molecular function (GO): protein-cysteine S-palmitoyltransferase activity
Source: RefSeq, a predicted model, not a curated record
CGGGGCCGAGGCGAUGGGGUCGCGGGCGCUCCUCAGCCCCGGGGUCCUGGUACGGACCGGGCACACGGUGCUGACCUGGGGGAUCACGCUGGUGCUCUUCCUGCACGAGACCGAGCUGAAGCAGCAGGAAGCCCGAGGGGAGCUGCUGCAGCCCUUGCUCUUCAUCCUCCUGGUGCUCUGUUCUCUGCUGCUCUACCUGGCCGUUUCGCUCAUGGACCCUGGCUAUGUGGGGCCUGACCUGGAGUCCCCACCGACCCAGCUCCAGAAAGAACCCAAGGAGGAGCAGACAGCUAUGAUCCCCCCAAAGACACUCCGGCUCCGGCACUGUGGCUACUGUUUGCUACAGCAGCCCCUUCGUUCCAAACACUGCCGCUCCUGCAAACGCUGUGUCCGUCGUUUUGACCACCAUUGCCCUUGGAUUGAAAACUGUGUGGGUGAGCGCAACCACCCCCUCUUCUUGGCCUACUUGGCAGUUCAGCUGGUGGUGCUCCUCUGGGGCUUGCACCUGGCCUGGUCUGGCCUCCAUUUCCAUGAGCCUUGGCAAAGCUGGUUCCAGCACAAUGGUUUCAUUUUUGCCACCUUCUUGCUGCUGGGCCUCUUCUCAACUGUGGUGAUGCUGCUUCUGGCCUCUCAUCUCUACUUGGUGGCCAGUGAUAUGACCACAUGGGAAUUUAUCUCCCCACAUCGAAUUGCCUACCUCCGCCACCGUCCUGAUAGUCCAUUUGACCGUGGCCUUGCCCGAAACCUGGCUCGAUUUUUCUGUAACUAUGGGGCUGUGCCCUGGGAGGUACUCUAUGCCCAAGAAGAAGAGGGUGAGGCUGUAUAGGGCCUCUAGGAGAAGUGGGCAGUAGGUGCAAACUCUCUGGUGGCUGCCAUUCAGGCUAACUUACAUGUGCCUGUCAAGAUUGCACCUAGUUCCACUCCAUCUUGGCACUUCUAUCCCCAUUAAAGUACUGGGGAGGAAGGCCACCUCUUUGCUACCCUUGACCCAUUUGUGCCUAAACCCUGGAUUCUUUCCCAUUCUCCAUUCCUGUAGCAGGUUGCUGGACCCCCUGGGGAACCACUGGACUGCAAAACAAUUGUCCCCCUCCCCAGGAGACAAGCUUCACCCCAGAGGCUUAAGUUGGGUUAGGACUGGGGAUUUGGACAAUGGGACUUUUAAGGGCCAACUGGAAAUGGUCACAGAAGUAGUGUAGAUAAGGCCUAGGCUGGUUCGAAGCCCAAGGAGGGAGGCGAGAGGAACUGAGGCUCAAGUAUGCGCUGCCAUACUUAACUAGUCUAUUUAUGUAAACAGCGCUGUUUAGUGUAAAUUGAAUUUUAGUUCCCAGUGAAGCCUCAGAACUUUUAUAUUUUUCUUUUCUUCCCCGCAGCAUCCCCAGCCAUCCCAAUUCAGACCAGUUCCCCUAGGGUUCUGAAGUUUACAAAUUUAAUAAUCCAAAAAGCAGGUAGACUGUUUGAAAAAAAAAAAUAAUAAUAACACACCAGUGCACCCUGCUUCCCACUGUGACCCUUCAGAAGUCUGUGCUUUGUACAGAAAUGUUCAAUAAACCCUGGCUGCUGACCA